This is a messenger RNA of Lottia gigantea (owl limpet), 756 nucleotides long. RefSeq lists its product as hypothetical. Gene Ontology annotation, molecular function: ATP binding; transmembrane receptor protein tyrosine kinase activity. The record is from RefSeq and is a predicted model, not a curated record. The annotation marks the transcript as partial. NCBI's taxonomy places the organism in Eukaryota, Metazoa, Mollusca, Gastropoda, Lottiidae. The transcript is spliced from 6 exons. Gene Ontology annotation, cellular component: signaling receptor complex. Gene Ontology annotation, biological process: protein phosphorylation; cell surface receptor protein tyrosine kinase signaling pathway; positive regulation of kinase activity.
GGUAAUUUCGGCUGUGUGUAUAAAGGAUUUCUUACGACACCAGAUGAAAAGGGAGAUAAGCUUGUUGCCGUUAAAACAUUACAUCGUAACAAUCCAAGAGAGAUAGAAUUAAAUGCUUUUCUACAAGAGGCUUUAAUAAUGAAAGAUUUUCACCACGAUAAUGUACUGGAGUUGAUUGGAAUAUGUUUAGGCUUGGACGCCAUGCCUCUUGUAGUCUUGCCUUUCAUGGUACACGGUGAUCUACUGAGUUAUAUCCGAGAUGAAAAUAACAAUCCUACCAUUAAAGACCUUAUUUUGUUUGGAAUUGACAUUGCAAAAGGGAUGGCGUACUUAGCAGAACUGAAAUUUGUCCAUCGAGAUCUGGCCGCCAGGAAUUGCAUGUUGGACGAAGCUUUCCGAGUAAAGGUGGCUGAUUUCGGACUAGCAAGAGAUAUUUAUGAGAAGGAUUAUUAUAGUUCAGAUAAUAAGAAGAGUAAACUGCCUGUAAAAUGGAUGGCCAUGGAAAGUUUGGAGAAGGGAACCUACAGUUCUAAAUCAGAUGUGUGGUCGUUUGGAGUGGUAUUAUGGGAGUUGAUGACGCGAGGUGUUCAGCCCUACCCCGAGGUUGAUAACUGGGACGUAAUACGUUAUUUAAAAGCUGGAAGAAGAAUGGCUCAACCUCAAUACUGUCCUGAUCCAUUAUAUGAAGUAAUGCAAGAAUGUUGGCAGCAGACGCCGUCAGAACGUCCAGCCUUUAGUGACCUGGUUAUGGAGAUU